Penicillium verrucosum is the source of this 732-nucleotide messenger RNA. RefSeq lists its product as uncharacterized. The transcript has a single exon. The record is from RefSeq and is a predicted model, not a curated record. Lineage: Eukaryota; Fungi; Ascomycota; Eurotiomycetes; Eurotiales; Aspergillaceae. Gene Ontology annotation, biological process: DNA replication, removal of RNA primer. Gene Ontology annotation, molecular function: nucleic acid binding; RNA-DNA hybrid ribonuclease activity. Bases 1 to 732 code for a protein of 243 amino acids.
AUGGCUCGGCGUCGUCGACACGGGCCUUCUCUCACUUUCUCUGCUCCUCGCACAGAUCUCAGAGUCGGCAGAGGGCGCAUCUUCCCUCGAAAAUUCAAUCCCCCAAAUCAAAACGACACCCCCAAGUCACUUUUCGCUCUCGACACAACUGAGAGCGCCAUACCGCCCGUAGAUCGGUUCAUCCGCCGUAACGGCGAGAACAACCAAUUCCUGAUCUACACAGAUGGCGCAUGUCUAGACAACGGCGGCGCAAAUCCAAGAGGCGGUUGUAGCUUUGUUUUCAAGGGUUCCGGCCGAAACUCCCAAAGCCGUGGCUAUGCCAGUUUCCCUCUCGAGAAAGAAGGUCCCACGGGCAUUGAGCACCGACAUACAAGCAACCGCGCUGAACUCCGCGCUGUUAUUGCGGCUACUCGGUUUCGACACUGGGUUGGUGAGGGAUUUCGUUCUCUGGUCAUCGCUACGGAUUCCGAAUACGUGGUGAGGGGUAUCACGACAUGGGUCAAGAGAUGGGUGCGGAAUGGCUGGAUGACGCAGGCGGGAACGCCGGUCAAGAAUCAGGACCUUUGGCUGUGUUUACUUGGGGAGGUUGAACGGUGGCAUGAACAAGGAAUGCGCAUUGAGUUCUGGCGUAUUCCUCGGAAAUUGAAUAAGAAGGCGGAUCGGCAUGCUAAAGAGGCUGCUCGUAAGCCUAACUUCGAACACUUUCGGGAUAUCGCCGGCAUCCUUGUUUGA